Necator americanus (New World hookworm) is the source of this 315-nucleotide messenger RNA. RefSeq lists its product as uncharacterized. The transcript has 2 exons. Lineage: Eukaryota; Metazoa; Nematoda; Chromadorea; Rhabditida; Ancylostomatidae. The record is from RefSeq and is a predicted model, not a curated record. Bases 1 to 315 code for a protein of 104 amino acids.
AUGGAAAUCAUUACGGAGAGGUUCUACUCGAACCUUUUCCGUUCAUCAACUCCUGUGUCAAGCUCGAUCUUCUUCACUGGUGAAGCUCCACCACGGAAUCUCCCUUCAGAAACACGAGUCGCUAUCAAGAGCAUGAAACCUGGCACAAUCUCCGGACCUGACUUUAUAUCAACAGACUUUCUUCGGGUUGGUGGACAUCCACUUCAUGUAAUGACGCUGGAUAAAGCCCAUCCUCAAGAGUACGGGGAUAGACCAGCUGAGAGCUCACCUGGAUACGGGUUCAAGAACCUUGUCAUCGCCACUUAUAAAACUUGA